Ustilago hordei is the source of this 1956-nucleotide messenger RNA. RefSeq lists its product as uncharacterized. Gene Ontology annotation, biological process: DNA integration. The record is from RefSeq and is a predicted model, not a curated record. The transcript has 3 exons. Lineage: Eukaryota; Fungi; Basidiomycota; Ustilaginomycetes; Ustilaginales; Ustilaginaceae. Gene Ontology annotation, molecular function: nucleic acid binding. The coding region runs from base 1 to 1956 and encodes 651 amino acids.
AUGGUAGAAGACACCGAAACGAGGACCAAAGGAAGCAGAAAGGGCAAGAACACCCAGGUUCGGGUCGACAAUAAUGCCACAAACGAGAACGAGCUGGAGGCCAUCAACAAUGAAGCCGACGAAGACACCGAUUCCGACUCCGACUUUGAUGAUGGCAACAAGCGAUAUAACUUUCGCACCCUAGCAAAGCUCCUCGAACCCAUGCCAAAGCUCACGUCACGAAACUAUUAUAGCUGGAGCGCUCAUGUGAAAUCUUUCCUCCAAUCCGUGCCCCAUGCGAUGAAACAUCUCGAGGGAACGUAUGACAAGAAGCACCCGAAAUGGAGCUGCUCCCUCGAUGAUGCUUUAAUCAACGCCCUGCAUGGAACAAUUGACACUACCGGGGAAUACAAUGUAAAUUACCUCGUUCUAGAUGUAAUCAAGGAGUACCUUACUUUCAACCAAGUAUGGAGAAAGAUCGAAAACGGUCUCACGAAUGAAGCCACCAAGAUGUCUCACAGACUUGCGCUCAUCUCGCAGCUCAACGAUACAAAGAUGUUUCACUCGCAUUGUUCUCGGCUCUGCAGAAAUGCACGAUCCGGCAUCCGACCGCUGUCGAGAGCAUCCCCGCACAAAAGAUCGACCCCCGACAAGCCAGCGCUAGAACCGCCAGCAACGACGAUCAAAAUGAACAGGCCGGAGAGACCGAAGCCGAAGCUGACAACAGCCAUGCGAGCUCGAGGAACGCAGGCAGACCAUGCCGAAUCCGAUGCUGGAUCUGCAAGCGACCGGGACAUGGAAGUGUGGUGCUCCCUCACCCUCCCAUUGAAAUGGAAAGACCCCUCGAACACAAAAGAAACAGCUCAUUGGAUCUUGGACUCGGGGGCGAGUUAUCAUAUGGUGAAUGACUACAGCAUGCUCAUCCACCCGAGAACUUGCCGAAAGCGGAUAAUUACUGCCGGAAGCAAGGUCUUGGAAGAGGCAGCUAUAGGAGAUGCAAGCAUAUCAACAGAUUACAGGGAAAUCUCCCUACAAAAUGUAUUGUAUGUGAAGCAUCUUAAUGUUAACCUUCUGUCAACGAAUUCAUUAACGGAUGAAGGAGCACGAGUGAUAUUGGACACAACCGGCGGUCAAAUUUUUCUAACAAACGGCAUGACACUUAAGAUUGCAAAGAAUCGCGAGCGAGGACUUUUGGAGUUCCGAGGCGACACAUGGCAAGAAAGCGCGAUGGCCACAUCAGCACCAUUGUUUGAAGGUGUUGAUGAGGAGUUCGAGCAUAUUAAGAAUGAGCCGAAAGUUUCAAAGCAACAACUAUGGCAUGAGCGUCUUGGACACCCAGGAAGAGAUAAAGCUAAGGUGAUCACGAGCAAGUUAAAAGAUAAGCAUACCAUGAAAUUGGAUCCAAACACCACUCUGACAUGUGAGCAGUGCAUACGAUCCAAGAGCACAAGCGCUCGGAUGGGGAAAGGUAGCGGCGAAAGAGCCAUAGGGCCCCUGAAUCUUAUCCACAUCAAUCUAAUAAUAGACUUGUCCCACGUGACAGAGUACACAUGCACGUUGGUGCUGGUCGACGAUCAUAGCAAGUAUGUGUAUGCACAGCCAUUGACACGAAAGAGUCAUGCGUUUAUGCAACUCAAAAGGAUUGUUUCAUUCCUGGAGACACAGACGGAUCGGAAGCUAAAAGCGAUCCGAUCUGAUCAAGGAACGGAAUGGAAAAGCAAUGAUGCAUUAGAAUGGUCGCUAGAAAAGGGCAUAGAGUGGCAAACCACUGUAGGGUACAACAGCAAACAAAAUGGAUGGGUAGAGAGAAUGAACAGGACCCUUGGAGAGAAGAUGAGAACAUUGCUAAUGCAGAGGAGACUACCAAAGAAGUUCUGGCCAUACACGAUCAGAGCUGCGGCGUUCAAAAUAAACCUCACUCCGAGUGUUGAUAAUGAAUUCCCUUAUCAAGCAAUGUUUGGCAAGUUGCCGGAAUGA